Messenger RNA from Bacillus rossius redtenbacheri, 1182 nucleotides. RefSeq names its product translation initiation factor IF-3 (gene mIF3). The coding region runs from base 16 to 747 and encodes 243 amino acids. The record is from RefSeq and is a predicted model, not a curated record. Gene Ontology annotation, biological process: ribosome disassembly; mitochondrial translational initiation. Lineage: Eukaryota; Metazoa; Arthropoda; Insecta; Phasmatodea; Bacillidae. Gene Ontology annotation, cellular component: mitochondrion. The transcript is spliced from 2 exons. Gene Ontology annotation, molecular function: translation initiation factor activity; ribosome binding.
UUUUGUGAGUUUAAAAUGGCGCUGAACAUUUAUAAGUUGUUUGUAUGUUAUCUUGUUCGGCCGCCUGGAUGUUUACGAAACCGUGUGAUGCCCAAUAUUAUACGAUUCACAGACAAUUUUCGUUGCGAAAAACCUUUAUCAGUGUAUUUAUUUUCAUCUCUAACUGGAAACAAUGUUGAAUCAGCUCCUCCGAAACCAAAGAAGAAAGGGUUGGUUGAACCGAAAAUAACAUUGUUGGGCACAGAAGGGGAGGUUGUGGGCGUGACUACACUCGCAGAAGCUCACAAAAUUUCGAAGAGACGUGAUCUAAGACUCGUAAAAACUGUAGACUUUGACUCAAAAACAGGUAGACCAGUGUAUCAGUUACUGACCGGUGCCAAGUUUUUCGAAGAAGAGAAAAAACAGCGGCAGUUACUGAAGAGUAAUAAAAAAGAUGUUGGUUUUAAAGGUGAAAAAAUUUUAUCGCUGAGUUCCAAAAUAAGUGAACAUGAUUUAAAAUCCAAACUUAACAAGAUGCUGGAAUGGUUGGUUAAAAGAUAUGAAGUGCGAGUUGCUAUCACUGCGGAGCCUCAUAAUGUUGGCCUUGCUGAGCAAGUAUAUGAGUCCUUAGUUAAAGGCAUCAAAACUGAGGGCCGGAUUGUGCAGAAAAGAUUGAAAGGGAGUGAGAUCAGGUUCCAAGUUCUGCCUCCCAAACUAGAUACCAAGAAUUCUACCAACACUGCGGAGGUGUCUGAUGCAGACACGUGAAGAUGCCUGCAUAAAGACUGCCCGAGACCUGAUGGUGCUGUGUACGACGUGAAACAGGAUUGAUGCUGCCUUACACACUAUAUUUCAAGUCAAGUGCCGUCAAAAAGGGGGUUGUUUUAUCCUACCCCCCCCCCCCCCACCCUGAAAUUUUUAAACAGUUUACAGACUUAAUUGUGAGACUUUGGUAAUGCAAGGUCUUCUGUUUUUUGUUACAGAGUAAAUUGAUACAAUUGUCACCUUGGUUAUUCUGUGAUAUGUUUAAUUAGCUUAAUUGUAUCCAUUCUUGAAAAUAUGUUUUGAGGAAGACAGACUAGUUGUUUACAGAUGUUGCGUGGGUUAGAAAAUCUCAGAAGCAAUGUUGACAUUAGCCAGAGACACAGCGAAAUGAAAAAAUUGAAUGUAAUAUAUAUUAAUAAAUAGAAUAAUUAUUUUGGA